Molecule: messenger RNA, 780 nt
Organism: Saccostrea cuccullata (small rock oyster)
Lineage: Eukaryota; Metazoa; Mollusca; Bivalvia; Ostreida; Ostreidae
Exons: 1
Coding region: 1-780 (259 amino acids)
Biological process (GO): DNA integration
Molecular function (GO): nucleic acid binding
Source: RefSeq, a predicted model, not a curated record
AUGACCUCGUCUUCUUUCAUCAACGCCUUAAGAAGGUUUGUUGCAGUUCGUGGUGCGGUCUCUGAAUUCAGGUCAGAUAGAGGGACUAACUUCGUAGGGGCUGCUGCUGAGCUGCAGAUGAAUGUAGUGAACGUGGAAGACCACAGUCUGAAGACAUUUCUAGCGCACAAGAGGAUUGUAUGGAGGUUUAAUCCUCCCCACGCAUCCCAUUUUGGAGGCACAUGGGAAAGGAUGAUAGGCAUUGCCCGUCGCAUCCUUGGGGCAAUGCUUAUGGAUACCAAACAUGGGAAGCUGACUCAUGAGGCUUUGACGACCUUUAUGGCAGAGGUCAUGGCUAUAAUGAAUUCAAGGCCUUUGGUGCCUAUGUCAACAGAUGUUGAAGCACCAUUCGUUCUAUCGCCACAGAAUUUACUGACACAGAAAACUCAUGAAGUACCAAGUGAAUUCCAGGAUCUUGAUGUCAAGGACAUGUACCGAAGUCAGUGGAAAAUGGUCCAGGUUAUGGCUAACACUUUCUGGAAGCGAUGGAAAACCGAGUUCCUUUCCACGCCACAACCUCGGCAGAAAUGGCAGGAUUCAACGGACAAUCUUAAGGAUGGGAAUGUAAAGAAAUGCAAAGAAAGUGCGCGCAAUGACUGGCCAGUAGGUAUCAUAAACCGUGUAUUUCCAAGUGAGUCGGACGGUCGGGUACGCAAAAUCGAAGUACGUAUCAUCAAGGAAGGAAAGCCAUGCGUCUUCAUCAGGCCCGCUACGGAAGUGAUUCCAUUAAUUACUGUGUAA